Messenger RNA from Melozone crissalis (California towhee), 744 nucleotides. RefSeq names its product MAX dimerization protein 1 (gene MXD1). The transcript has 5 exons. Gene Ontology annotation, molecular function: RNA polymerase II cis-regulatory region sequence-specific DNA binding; DNA-binding transcription factor activity, RNA polymerase II-specific; protein dimerization activity. Bases 1 to 744 code for a protein of 247 amino acids. Gene Ontology annotation, biological process: negative regulation of transcription by RNA polymerase II. Lineage: Eukaryota; Metazoa; Chordata; Aves; Passeriformes; Passerellidae. The record is from RefSeq and is a predicted model, not a curated record.
AUGGCCGCCCCCCCCCGCCUCGGCAUCCAGAUGCUGCUGGAGGCCGCCGAGUUCCUGGAGCGGCGGGAGCGAGAAGCCGAGCACGGUUACGCCUCGCUGUGGCCCGGCGGGAAGGACGGCGAGGCCCCACGGCGCCGCGCCAAGGCCCGGAGGAGCGGCGGCGGCGGCAGGUCGACACACAAUGAGAUGGAGAAGAACAGGCGCGCCCAGCUCCGGCUGUGCCUGGAGAGGCUGAAGGGGCUGGUGCCCCUGGGGGCGGCGGCCGGGCGGCACACCACGCUCAGCCUGCUCACCAGGGCCAGGCUCCACAUCCAGAAGCUGGAGGACCAGGAGCGCCGAGCCCUGCACCAGAUCGAGCAGCUGCAGCGGGAGCAGCGGCACCUGCAGCGGCAGCUGGAGAAGCUGGGCAUGGAGCGGGUCCGCAUCGACAGCAUCGGCUCCAGCCUCUCGUCCGAGCGCUCCGACUCGGAGCAAGGUGAGAGCCCGGCGCGGGGCGCGGCCGCGGGGAGCCCCGGCCCCGCCGGAGCCCCAACGCCGCCCGUGUCCCCCCCGGCAGAAGAGAUGGACGUGGACGUGGAGAGCACGGACGACCUGCCGGCCGAGCUGGACUGGAGCAGCAGCAGCCCCAGCGACUCGGACGAGCGCGGCAGCCUGCAGAGCCUGGGCAGCGACGAGGGCUACGCCAGCUCCGGCGGGACGCGGGCCAGGCCGGCGGGCGGCAGGAAGCUUCCCGCGGGCGUGUAG